UCAUUGCGCGUAUUAACCUGCAAAUAGAAAAUUGUGCCUGUCGUACAUAAACCAGCUAUUCUUGUAAUUACGACGUCAAGAAGAAAAUGAAGAGGAGCUAUCCACCCGGGAAUGUAAAAAGAAAAAAGAGGAAGAGGAGAGAAGAAAGCAAGACAGUGGGUGUACUGAGAUGGAGCUGAGGAAUUUUACAGCAAUCUACAAGAAGCAAUACACUCUGGCCUUUCUCUCCCAUGUUCAUGAUGAGUUGGUACAACGCAAACAAGAGCAUACUCAACUCCUUAAACAGCGGGAGCCCCCACAGGAAACAGAGGUGAUCUACCGGGAGCCUAUUGCCCAUUAUGAUAACAGGAAAUGGAAGGAGAGGUUUGUGGUGGUUCGUUCUAAUUACUCUCUGGAGUGCCAUGAAAGCUAUGAGACUUUUAUGAAAGGUGCACCGCCACUGUAUAAGCUGCCAACAACAGGAGGCACUAUUUUGACCACAGAAGAGAAAUACAUGGAAGUGAUAGAUAAGUGCUUCCCUGACACCCCUGAUACUGACAAUGUGAAAGAGGAUGUUGCUCCCCCACUGGUGGGUAUGCCAGGCCAGUUUCCUGUGUACCUCCAUCUGCCAUACCAGAGAGACAACUACUUCUGCUUCCCCCAGGAGGCCAAACAAGCCAAGUUUAUCUCGGUGUUAUCUGACUGCAUUCGCCACCAGAAUCAAGACUUCUUAAAGAAGACUACAUAUGAGGUGCAGGCCUUCAUCAAGGCUGUUCAACUCUACAGGCAGGAUAAGGGCUACUAUGAACCGUGGGAUAUGAUGGGCAAUGAUGUACAGGUGCUGGCUAAUCUAACCAUGGAGGAGUUGUUGCCAUGUCUAGAGAAAGACUUGCUUCCUCGUCUGAAGGCCAAGAAGAUGGAAAAGAAAAAGAUGUGGUUUGCUACAAUUGAGGCAGCAUAUAACCUGGUGCAGGAGACUCUGAUGAAGGGCAUGGCUGCUCUGAACAGCGAGUGCAGAGAGACAACCGAGCAGCAGAGUGCAGUCAUGCGGUCAAAUAUGGAUCAGAUCAUGAGCUCCCGAACCUUUCUGGAGAGCAAGCUCAGAGCCGCAGUAGCCGAGCUGGCUACCAAGUACUGCAAGCAGAACAUCGAGCCUCGUCUGCCUGCUGUGCUGGAGGAGAUGAUGGGCCCCAUCAGCCUGGGCUUUGAAGAAGCACGGCAGGUCAGUGAGGGCAUGAUGGAGCACCUGUGCCAGAAUUAUCAGGAGGGCAUGACCAGAGAGGCGCUGCAACAGUCUUUGGUGGAGGUGAGUAAACCAAACUUGGAGAGCUGUUAUGAGAAAGUGAGUGGCCUGAGGGGUCAUAUCCAAGAGUUCAGUUACCCCAACUGCAGAGGACUGGAGCACAGCACACAGAUCGAUAUACAACAGCUGGUGGACAGCGUGGCAUAUACCUUUGGACUGCUUCUGAACAAGACUCCACAAGAUAAUACCAACCUAUUAGAUGCCAUGGUAAAAGCCAAACAUAGGGUGCUAAAGCAAUAUGAUUAUGACAGCAGUACACAGAGAAAGAAGAUUUUCCAAGAAGCUCUGCUCAACAUCACUCUACCCAGAGUCAAAGCUUUUCUAGAUCCUACAUUCAAAAAGGAUAUACCAAACUUGGAACAGUACAUAUUUGAUGAUUAUGUAAAUUUCAUCAACGUGGAGAACGUCUGUGAGGAAAUACUGCAACAGAUACUAGAGGAGGACAUUAGCAAAGUGGUGAAGGAAGCAGCAAGUAUGAAGAAGUACAACUUAUUCAUGGAGUCCAGGUACCGUUUCAGUGAUUCCAGUGUGCACGUCACUCCACCUGGCACUCCGGACUACACCAGUACACUGACAAAAGCGUGCAAUGCUCUGCCAUCCUCCCCUUUGCUGAGUGAUGGUAUAAUGAAAAGCCAGGGUGGUGAAGACCCAGUCAUGACUGAGAAGAAGGUGGAACCAGAAGUAAUCAUGGCCCAGCAGGAAGAGGUUCAGGCACAUGUGCAACCAGAGCUUAUUAAGGUACCUACUGGUGAAGAGACAGUCAUGGCUGAGAAGUCGAUGGAGCCAGAGGUAAUUAUGACCCAGCAAGUCGAAGUUCAGGCACAUGCACAACCGGAGGUUAUUAAUGUAUCUGCUAAAGCUAAUGAAGAGCACAAAGUGGAGGAUAAUGAAGUACUAGAGGUGCCUGUUAAUGCUGCAACAGAGACGCACACCAGAUCUAGUACACCUGAGACACCUACAGCGUCCACAGCAGUUGUCGAGGCGAUGCUUGUUGCUGCUCAGAGAUUGGAGGAGAAAAUGCACCCAGGGCCUCAUGAUGUUGCUAUUGACGCAGAAACAUUAGUGGAUCCAUCUAGCUCAUCAUGUACAGAACUUGCCCUCGAACCAGCAGCCCACACAUUGGCUGAACCAGUUCCAAAGCCAUCUGUUAAAGCUAAUGAAGAGGAUAAUGAGGUGCCUGUUAAUGCUGCAACAGAGACGCAAACCAGAUCUAGUACACCUGAGACACCUACAGCGUCCACAGCAGUUGUCGAGGCGAUGCUUGUUGCUGCUCAGAGAUUGGAGGAGAAAAUGCACCCAGAGCCUCCUGAUGUAGUUGCUACCGACACAGAAACAUUAGUGGAUCCAUCUAGCUCAUCGUAUACAGAACUUGCCCUCGAACCAGCAGCCCACACAUUAGCUGAACCAGUUCCAAAGCCAUAUGUUAAAGCUAAUGAAGAGCACAAAGUGGAGGAUAAUGAGGUGCCUGUUAAUGCUGCAACAGAGACACAAGCCAGAUCUAGUACACCUGAGACACCUACAGCACCCACAGCAGUUGUCGAGGCGAUGCUUGUUGCUGCUCAGAGAUUGGAGGAGAAAAUACACCCAGAGCCUCCUGAUGUAGUUGCUACCAACACAGAAACAUUAGUGGAUCCAUCUAGCUCAUCAUAUACAGAACUUGCCCUUGAACCAGCAGGCCAAACAUUGGCUGAACCAGUUCCAAAGCCAGUCGAACAAGAAGCCAAUGAGACACCGGUCCAGGCUAGUCCUCCAGAGGGGGAGACAGGGGCCAUGGGCCAAGUAUCACAGAGUGAAACUUCAAGUCUCCAACCUGUCUCGACAGAGACUGAAAUGGAGAGUGCAGCCAACAUUAGGAUCGGUUCAACCAAAGAAACUGCUCCAGGUGUGCAAAGCUCUUCAAGUGUACAACCCCUUGUUGUAGAGGUGCAAACUAGCAAUGCCACUGGAGACAAAGUCCUGGCAAAUGAUCUUGCUUCCCUUGGCGCUCCAAUUGAUGAGGUCGGCGUGAGCAACAUGACAGAAGAUUUUUCUGAUGAUUCAUCUUGGACCACAGAGGAGGAGGGAGACAACGUUGUGGAAGAUGACCAAACAAUGGAAACUACAACAGCCAUCCCUAAACCUGAGGAUGUAGUAAAGGGUGAAAUGAUUGCGGAUGUUGCCAACAAUGCUACAGAUCCCAGUACUGAAGCAGCCAAACCUUUAGACUGCAUCAAGGAUAUCCGUGACCUUGUGAUGGAAGUGACUGAAGUGGAGGAUGUACCCCAAGACUGCUCUGACCAUGGAGAGGUCGGCUUAAACACACGGUGAAGGAGCACGCUGUGAUCAAACCUAUAGGACACUUUGGACAUGGAGAGGCGUUAAAAGUGGUCAUGCUGUAGUUUGCUGACCUUAUUAAAACAAUUCGAGUAGUUUUUACAACUUUCGGGAGGUGGGGGGGUAGGUAAAGUGGGUUUUAAGUAGUUUUAUUGUUUAGGUUUGACUAAGAAGCUUAAAUUUAUGCUUCUGUUGAAAGAAUGUGUUUACAUUUUGUUUUAUGUAUUGUGCUCACAAAUGAAUAAUUAUGAUAAAAGCGGGGUGAAAAGUAA
Messenger RNA from Neoarius graeffei (lesser salmon catfish), 3867 nucleotides. It is a transcript of the gene niban1a, whose product is annotated as niban apoptosis regulator 1a. The record is from RefSeq and is a predicted model, not a curated record. NCBI's taxonomy places the organism in Eukaryota, Metazoa, Chordata, Actinopteri, Siluriformes, Ariidae. The transcript is spliced from 14 exons. The coding region runs from base 170 to 3589 and encodes 1139 amino acids.